AUGAAGUCAACGCUAUUCUCAGAAGACAGCGAAUUUGGUUGUAUUUUAUCCGACUGCGAUCCUUCUUGUCUUAGCGCGGCAGAGUUCGAGGAGGUGAACAAACUUUUGCACCAACACAGCAUCAUACUGUUCAAAGACGUUGACUUAACGCCUGAAAAGCAAGAUGAGCUGACUAGACUCUUUGACCCAGAAGCUAAAACAUAUGGCCAUGGUAACAACAAGACAGAAGGUGCAAGCAAAUCAAUCUUGCACCCUGACCUCAAGACAAUUCCUCGUGUUCCAACUGUACAGGUUAUCGGCAAUGGCACCGUCUAUGACCAUGAGGGUCUUUCGGAGGCUAAGCUCAAGCAUCCUCAUCACAAAACAUUUCACAAAACAAAGGUUAGCGACGAGGAUGAUGAGAAAGGCUUCACGCGUUUCUAUCGUUGGCACAUAGAUGCAGCUCUUUACGAUCUCGAUCCUCCAAAAGUAACAACACUUUACGCGAUCAGAAUACCUAAAGGACCAAAACAGACUCUCAGAUACGACGAUGGCUCAGAAGAAACCCUCCAAGUAUCACUGGGAUCUACAGCAUUUGUCAGUGGAAAUAAAAUGUUUCGAAUUUUACCAGACAACCACAAGUCCUUGGCUGUUCGUACACAAGUUGUAUAUGCGCCACAUCCUUAUGUAUGGAUGUCAAAGGCUAAAGCGCGCCCAAAUGCUCUCGGCUUGGAGACAGAAGGAUUAGAACUGACGGUUGAGGAGCUACCACCCGUUGAUGACACCAAGAUCAAGACAUAUCCAGUACUUUGGAAGAACAAAGUCACUGGCGACUUAUAUUUCCAAGUACAUCCAAGUGCAAUAGCAGAGUUAAAGAUCAAGCCAAUUUCAUCCGCCGAUAAGAAGACGAGCGACAGCUUAUACCCAGAUGGUGCACAUAUAACCAAAUUGAGUGAGGUAAGGGAUGUUAUAUACGCAAUGCAGCGGCCUGGAAUUAAGCCUGAACACGUAUAUACACAUGAUUGGGAAGAGAAGGAUCUAGUUUUGUUCCACAAUCGCCAAGUGCUUCAUAGCGUCACCGGCGCUCUAAAAGACGACACGAUACGAAUUCAUCAUCAAUGCAACCUUGCGGCUAGCGGCAAAGAACCGUCACUGACGCUUACAAGAUCGCACGCUGCCAUUCGCAGCUUAGACGAGACUCUACGCGAGAAUCUUCAAGACUUAGAGAUACCCGCAUUACCGCCUUCAAAUCAGCCGAACAGCAGGCGCAGAUCAUUUCUAAACACAAUAACAAGAUUUGCAUCAAAUCCAACAACUCCUUCAAAGCCAAAGGCUUCUAUUCAGCCUCCUCUAAGCCCUCCUCCAAAUGUUUCUAGCUCCCCGGCCAACGAACCUCUGUCGCAUUACCUCACGCAGCUAGCAAAUGACGAGCAAAUAUGCAGUACAAUAGCAUGGAAGCGCUUUACUAGAGUUAGGCAAGACGACCUACAGUCAAAUCGCAUUGAUAGAAGAAGCCAGGGUAUAAAUCCAGCUUCAGCGAUUAUUCCAUCGAUCAAGGAAGAGCAACCAGAGCAGCCUUUGGAUGAGAAGUCCGAUUCAAAGGAUUUCGCUUCUAUACUCAGUCAGCUUGAUAAAGCUCUUGACAACACAAAUUUCGAUAAGAGCCUAGACGCGCAAGCAAAAGAUGAGACACUCAAUGAGAAACCAGUAGAUUCUGAUGAAGUUAUCAAGUCCGCUUCCUUCAACCAAAGCCUAGCAAAAUCUCAUGAACUAUUUCAAUCUGAACCUAAUCUCCAAUCACUGCAGAACGAUACAAACGAAACGACUACGCGCAAGGUCGUUCGUAAGAAGCAUCGCAAGGUUAAGAUUGAAGAUUUUGAAAUGAAGAGAGUUUUAGGCAAAGGCUGCGCAGGUAAAGUUCUUUUGGUCAGACACAAAACCAACGGUGGAUACUUUGCGAUGAAGGCCAUUCACAAAAGACAUGUUUUGGCACACCAAGAGUUGCUACAUACCCUCACUGAACAAACAGUCUUAAAGCGUAUGACUAGAGAUGUUUUAAAUCCUUUCAUCGUUCAAUUGCACUACUCAUUUCAUGAUGAGAGUGACUUAUUCCUUGCCAUGGACUUCCAUCCGGGAGGUGACUUAGCUACUCAACUGUCUAGAUGGGGCCGUCUAGGUCGUGACAGAGCAAGAUUCUAUGCUGCUGAGAUUGUUGAAGGUGUUGAAGGUCUUCACGCUGCUGGUGUCAUCUAUCGCGAUCUAAAACCUGAAAAUAUUUUGAUCGCAGCUGAUGGACAUAUUAUAUUGACUGACUUUGGACUAUCGAAACAAUUUCCCAAACCUGAAGGCCCAAUCAUGGCUUUACCGGAAUGGAUGACGACAGUCAGUUCAACAACGCCCAAUGUCGAUCCUAAAGAUACCACUAGUAGCUUCUGCGGUACAGCUGAGUACUUAGCACCAGAGGUUAUUCAAGGUUUAUCCUAUUCAUAUGAAGUUGACUGGUGGUCACUCGGAACCAUGCUUUACGAAAUGCUUGCUGGUAUAACCCCAUUUUGGGCUUCAAAUCACUCAGAUAUGUAUGUUCGUGUACUUCACGACGACUUAAAUUUUGGCGAUGAAAGAUAUAUGGAUCAAGAUACCAAGUCUUUACUCAGAGGGCUUCUCCAAAAGAACCCAGAAUUACGUCUAUGUGAACCACGUAUUAAACGUCAUCCAUACUUUGGAAUGCUCGAUUGGAAUCAUAUAUCCGCGAAACGCUAUAUCCCACCUUACAUACCACCAACUAACCCAGAAGAUCAUCUCGAUACUCAAAACUUUGAUGAGACAUUCCUCGACAUGGAGCCAAUUAUUGAUGAUGAUGAUUUAAAUGCUAGCAACAUAGACCCAGAGCGUGCUGCGAUCGCGGACGAAGCUAUUCGAGAUGCUGACGCCAACAAUGAAGAUCUCUUUGACAAGUACAGUUACAGGCGUCUAAACGAGGAUGGUCAUUCUGUCAUGUAUGAAGAGGAGCAUGAUGAUGUCUUUAAUGAAAAUGAGAAAACUGGAGAUGAAGCUGAGGUGGUCGAAAAAUUGGAGAAAGUUACAAGUGUCGAUAAUGUGAACAAAGAUACAACCGAGGAUGCCAUUAUCAACCAGCGAUUUGAGACAGAGCUGCAUAAGGAACCAAAAUCACUAUCAAAAGUACCACCGUCAAUGUCUGACAACGUAGAGGAAAGUGAAUCAAUUGUCACACAUCAUCCAAAUGGUUUGAGAAAGCGCAGACGUGAGAAAUCAGGUGUGCUAGCAUUUGAUAGACCAAUGCUUGUUAGCUCGUCUUCAAGCUCAUCUAUUGCAGACGAUGAAGACGCAACAGAUGACAACGACGAUGAUGAAUGGGACUUAGUAGAAUCAGAUACACCAAUGGCACCGAAUGGACGCAGAAUAAAUCCAUCAACACUGUUUGCUAGAGGAGUUACAGAUAAAUACAAGCUGAUAUUACGUCGUCAAAAUUCAACAAUCAAUAAUUCGAAUAGACAAGUUAAAAUACCAGUGCAAACACACGAAGAUGCAUCAUCAGCAACGACAGAUACAGAUUCGCCACCAUCAACUCGAAGGGAGUCAACACCGCCUGCUAAAAAGACAGUGGGUGAAGCGAUUUCAAGUACAUUAAACCUUCGGAAGAAAAGAGGAAUAUUGUCUAAGUCGAGACCAACGUCGCCAAACAAAAAUCAAUCGCUACGGCCAAAACAAAGUCGUAUGCCAGCAACACCAAAGAAAGAAAAGGCUAUAUCGGAUGGUGAAUAUCAGUCAAGUGUGAAUACAGAAAAUGAUGAGAAUGUUGAUAAAACAUUGAAAUCACCAACCAGGGAACGUAAGGACUUAUUCUCUUUAUUCAGAUCUUCAAAUUAG
This is a messenger RNA of Wallemia ichthyophaga EXF-994, 3867 nucleotides long. Its product is annotated as Putative dioxygenase. Gene Ontology annotation, biological process: protein phosphorylation. NCBI's taxonomy places the organism in Eukaryota, Fungi, Basidiomycota, Wallemiomycetes, Wallemiales, Wallemiaceae. The transcript has 11 exons. The record is from RefSeq and is a predicted model, not a curated record. The coding region runs from base 1 to 3867 and encodes 1288 amino acids. Gene Ontology annotation, molecular function: protein serine/threonine kinase activity; ATP binding; oxidoreductase activity.